AUGGAUACUGUUACUCGAAAUCAUUAUUAUGAUAUUGUUGAAAAAAUAUCAUCGUUGGCCGGUCAAUGGCCUUAUCAAAGACCAAAGUCGAGAUUGUUUUGUGUCAGCUUGGUGACUUUGAGCACAUUUUCUAUAAAUGUUCCACAGAUGGCCAAAUUUGUAACAUGUGACAAAGACUUGCCAUGUAUUUUUGAAACUAUGACAUCACUUAUGUUAGCAAUCAUGAGUUUGGUGAAACUAUACACGAGCUACCUUAACCGCUAUAAAAUGAAAGAUCUCACUGAUCGUUUGUACGUCGACUGGAAUGCAUUGGAAACUUCAGAAGAGUACAACAUUAUGAAGAAAUAUGCCAAGAAUGGUAGACGAUAUUCUUUAGGAUACUCAUUAUAUUGCUUUAUAGCUCUUUGUCUGUUCCUGUCAAUGUCUCUUCUACCGCAACUAUUGGAUGUUGUAUUACCUCUCAACAAAUCCCGCCCUAUUUUAUUAACGUAUCCAGGAUAUUACUUCGUCGAUGAAAGAGAAUACUUUUUCUACAUCUUCUUGCAUGCUAUCGUAGCCUGGGAAAUUUCUAUAACCGGAAUAGUCGCCCACGAUUGCAUAUUUGUAACUUACGUUGAACAUGUUUGCAGUAUGUUUGCUGUAGUCGGAUUUCGUCUCGAACAGUUAUUUUAUAAUCACAAUGACCAAAUGAAAACUAUAAAUACUAAUACGGAUGAUACAUGUCGCAAAAGAAUCGCGUUCAUUGUGCAUGCACAUCGAAAAGCUUUAAGGUACGCGCAACUUCUUGAAGAUACAUUUAGCGUACCUUUUGCUAUACAAAUAUUGAUAGUAACGAUAGGGAUGAGCAUCACUUUGCUACAAAUAAUGCAACAGAACGACACCAGUAAUAUUUUAGAAUCAAUGAGAUACGCAUUAUACGUUAUUGGUGAACUGAUACACUUAUUUUUUCUGAGUUUCGAAGGACAAAAACUGAUAGAUCAUAGUCUUCAGAUACGCGACAAAAUGUAA
Molecule: messenger RNA, 1008 nt
Organism: Cyphomyrmex costatus
Lineage: Eukaryota; Metazoa; Arthropoda; Insecta; Hymenoptera; Formicidae
Exons: 7
Coding region: 1-1008 (335 amino acids)
Biological process (GO): detection of chemical stimulus involved in sensory perception of smell; sensory perception of smell
Cellular component (GO): plasma membrane
Molecular function (GO): olfactory receptor activity; odorant binding
Source: RefSeq, a predicted model, not a curated record